AUGAAUCCACCGUCGGACGGAGAGGAGGAUCCUGCUGGAGAUUCACCCAAACCUUUGGAUCAGUACAUACGGGAAGGCCUGAAACAGCUGGAACAGCAAGAGCUUCUGUGCGACACAACUAUUGUGGCUAAAGGAGAACGAUUCCCCUGUCACAGGAUACUCCUGGCAGCUAUCAACCCCUACUUCCGAGCCAUGUUCUCCAACUCUUUCCGAGAGUCUCAGGACGGGGAGGUGCUUUUGCAGGACAUGGACCCCGCCAUCAUUCACAUGGUGGUGCAAUAUUACUACACGGAGGAAAUCGAACUCACGCCGGAGAUCGCGGAAAGCCUAUACGAAGCCGCCAGCCGCCUCCAGAUCCUUCCUUUGCUAGAGAGCUGCUCCAGCUACCUGUUGGAGCACCUCUGUCCGGAGAACUGCCUGAGCAUCUACCAGCUCGGCUACUCGCACAACGACCCCGCGCUCUUCCAGGAGGCCAAGAGCCUGGUGCACGCCCACUUCAAGCGCCUGUCCCAGGAGGCGCCCACUUUCCUCGACCUCAACCCCAGCACCUUGGAGAGCAUCUUGGCUUCCGACAACCUGCUCGUCUCCUCCGAGCUCCUGGUCUACCGGGCCGCGUGGCGCUGGGUCCAAGCCCAGAGCCCCCUCCGCCUGCCUUUCCUGGCCCGCCUGCUAGCCCAGGUGCGCUUCCCGCUGCUCACCCCGGAAGAGCUGCGCCAGGUGCAAGCCGAGCUCCUGCAACGACCCAAGGAACUGCGCCCGCGCUGGAGGCGCCUCAACCGGCAGGAGCGCCUGGCUCAGUGCGGGGGUCUCCGGCGGGGCAUGUUUAACACCUGCAUUGUCUGCGUGGACCUUUUCAACCUGGAAGGCCCCGAGCUGCGGACCAAGGAUUUCCAGGUGGGCUGCUACGACCCCCAAGCCGGCCUUUGGGAGAAGCUGCCGCUGCUGGAGAGACUCUACUGCGCGCGAUGCGUGGCGCUGCGCGACCGGCUUUUCGUCACGGGCGGCGUCCACACGGACGACACCUACUCCAACACGCUGCACGAGUACAGCCCCCUGCGCGGCCGCUGGAGCCGGCUGGAGCCCAUGUCGGUGGCGCGGGCCUCCCACGGCUUCCUCGCGUGGGGAGGCCGCCUCUUCGCGCUGGGCGGCUGGCGCAACUUCGAGGACUACCUCGACUCCGGGGAGAGCUACGACCUGGGCGAGCGGCGCUGGGCGCGCAUCGCCCGCCUGCCGCUGCCCCUCAGCCACUUCGCGGCGGCCGCGCUGCGUGGGCGGCUCUACCUGGUGGGGGGCGCAACAGAGUCGGUGGGCACAUGGUACGCAUCGCGCAAGGUCCUGAUCUACCAGGUGGGCGCCGACCAGUGGACUCAAGCCUUUCUCAGCAGCGGCGGCUACUGGGCGGGCGCCGUGGCCAUGAACGAGGGCAUCUACGUCGUGGGGGGCUACUUCCGCGGACGCGCGCGGCACCAGCAGCCCACGCGGGACCGGCGGCCUGAGCCGGAUGGCUUGCGCUGCACCCGGCGCUGCUUCUUCCUGGGCGCCGACGGGCGCGUGGACCGGCGCGUGACGGUGCCCUCUUUGCCCGUGGAGCUGGCCGGGGCGGGCGUGGUGCGCUGGAAGCAGCGGAUCUACGUGCUGGGCGGCGAGAACGUGGCGCUGGGGCGGCGGGCGGUGGGCGACAACGAGGAGGAGUAUUACAACACCGUCUACUACUGGGAGCAGGGCGCCCCCCGCUGGGUCCGCUGCCAGGAGCGGCUGCCCUUUGCCAACUGGGGAGUCAGCGGCUUCGGCUGCGCCGCCGUUAAGUUGCCCAAGAAGCCAAUCCUGGAGUUGUUCCGCAAGACGACCGUGGCACUUACGGGCCUGGAGGGGCCUGUCUGUUGA
This is a messenger RNA of Thamnophis elegans (Western terrestrial garter snake), 1884 nucleotides long. Its product is annotated as kelch-like protein 2. The coding region runs from base 1 to 1884 and encodes 627 amino acids. Gene Ontology annotation, molecular function: protein binding. The record is from RefSeq and is a predicted model, not a curated record. The transcript is spliced from 4 exons. NCBI's taxonomy places the organism in Eukaryota, Metazoa, Chordata, Lepidosauria, Squamata, Natricidae.